Messenger RNA from Leucoraja erinaceus (little skate), 414 nucleotides. RefSeq names its product gastrula zinc finger protein XlCGF49.1-like. The transcript is spliced from 2 exons. The record is from RefSeq and is a predicted model, not a curated record. The annotation marks the transcript as partial. Lineage: Eukaryota; Metazoa; Chordata; Chondrichthyes; Rajiformes; Rajidae.
AGCCCGAGCCAGCUGGAGACCCACCGGCGGGUGCACACGGGAGAACGACCCUUCAACUGCUUGGAGUGCGGCACGAGCUUCACCCGCUACGACAGACUGCUGCGGCACAACCGCAUGCACUCCGGCGAGAGGCCUCUCGCCUGCUCCGACAGCGGCAAGAGCAUCAAAGCGAUGGGCAAGAAGCUGUUCGGCUGCUCCACCUGCGGCAAGAGCUUUGCCCGGGUGUCGGGGCUGCGGCUGCACCUGCGGGUGCACAGCGGUGAGUGGCCCUUCACCUGCUCCGACUGCGGCAAAGGCAUCAACUCGUCGCCAGACCUGUUGAUGCACAGGUCACGGUGCAGCCGGUCUGCGGCCGCACUCACCACAAUGCCCAGGGCAGGGGACCGAGACCAUCACCUCCACCACAAAGCCUAG